Molecule: messenger RNA, 4327 nt
Organism: Oryzias latipes (Japanese medaka)
Lineage: Eukaryota; Metazoa; Chordata; Actinopteri; Beloniformes; Adrianichthyidae
Gene: snrka
Product: SNF related kinase a
Biological process (GO): protein phosphorylation; intracellular signal transduction
Cellular component (GO): cytoplasm
Molecular function (GO): protein serine/threonine kinase activity; ATP binding
Source: RefSeq, a predicted model, not a curated record
GGCAGCCGCCGCGCAGGGAGGAUUCAUCCGCUGCCAACCAUGCAACGCCUCCUUUCACAUUCAGUCCCCGGGCACAGACGCUGUUGGGGCGCAACGAUCUCCGCCGAGACGCCGAACCACCUGCGUCCUCUUUGAUUUAGUCGUAAAAAUAAACGGAAUCGAGUGGCUUGGAUCAAGUGUGGACGGGAACCGGGACCAGAUGUUGCUGAAGGCGACCCUGUGAGCGGCGGGUGUGAGUGAGCGGGAGGCAGACUUCACGAUGGCUUAGCCGGCUGCUGCCGUCUCCUUCCGCGCUCGGAGCCGCAGAGGGCUGCAUCUUUUUCCGGCUGGAUGACACCCUCACCUGGAUCUACUUGUUUCUUCGGAAGCUGGAGCCAUCUGGUUUCGCCCUUGGCCUCAGAUGAACUGAUGUAAGCUGGGCCCACACCACUCAGUCAGUCUGCCGCUGCCUGCUGCAGAGACCCCUCUCUGCCCAUCUCCCUCCCCAGCGAUGGCGGGCUUCAAACGGGGUUACGACGGAAAGAUCGCCGGCCUGUAUGACCUGGACAAGACUCUAGGCCGUGGGCACUUUGCUGUGGUCAAGCUGGCACGCCACGUGUUCACGGGGGAGAAGGUGGCCGUGAAGGUGAUCGACAAAACCAAGCUGGACACGGUGGCCACCGGCCAUCUUUUCCAGGAAGUCCGCUGCAUGAAGUUGGUGCAGCAUCCCAACAUAGUCCGCCUGUACGAAGUGAUAGACACUCAGACAAAGCUGUACCUCAUCCUGGAGCUGGGCGAUGGAGGAGACAUGUUCGACUAUAUCAUGAAACACGAGGAAGGCCUGAAUGAAGAGUUGGCGAAAAAAUACUUUGCUCAGAUUGUCCACGCCAUCUCCUACUGCCAUCGUCUCCACGUGGUGCACAGGGACCUGAAACCUGAGAAUGUGGUGUUCUUUGAAAAGCAAGGACUAGUAAAACUCACCGACUUUGGAUUCAGCAACAAGUUCCAGCCGGGGAAAAAGCUGACCACCAGCUGUGGAUCUCUGGCAUACUCUGCUCCCGAAAUCCUGCUGGGUGACGAGUACGACGCUCCAGCUGUAGACAUCUGGAGUCUGGGCGUGAUCCUGUUCAUGCUAGUGUGUGGCCAGCCCCCCUUCCAGGAGGCCAAUGACAGUGAGACCCUCACCAUGAUCAUGGACUGUAAAUACACCGUCCCAACCCACGUCUCCGGUGUUUGCAGGGACUUGAUAGACCGCAUGCUACAGAGAGACCCCAAGCACAGAGCCUCCCUGGAAGAGAUUGAAAGUCAUGCUUGGCUCCAGGGAGUUGAUCCAUCACCUGCCACCAAGUACAACACUCCCCUGGUCUCGCACAAGAAUCUGUCAGAGGAGGAGCACAACAGCAUUAUCCAGCGCAUGGUGCUGGGGGACAUCGCUGACCGAGAAGCCAUCAUUGAGGCCCUGGAGACCAACAAAUACAACCACAUCACAGCAACAUAUUACCUGCUGGCAGAGAGGAUCCUGAGGGAGAAGCAGGACAAGGAGGUCCAGCCGCGCUCCUCCAGCCCCAGCAGCAUCAAGGCGCACUUCAGGCAGUCGUGGCCGUCGCGGGUGGACAUGCACCAGGACAUAGAGGACACUUUGGCAGCAUCGUCCAUCUCUCAUGCUGGAGGCCCCCAGUCUCCAGCUCGCAGCGCAGAGAGCCUCCUCAACGGGCAUCGCUCCAAAGCCAUGAUGGAACUGGGCCUGCAGGAAGACGCUUCUGUGACCGACUCUGCGGGUUUCCCAGCUCAGGGAGCAGCUGCAGGGGGGCCGGCUCCAGCCUGCAUCCCUGAGACCCCCAGGGCCCCCGCUCCCUCCACCUCCACUGCAACCAAGCAGAGGAGCUGCCUUUUCAGGGUGGAGGAGGAUGAGGAGGAGGAUGAAGAGCAGGAUCUGUCUCCUCUACCAACCAAGGUCAUCCUGCGCCGCAAACCGCCCUCCCUCACCAACCGGCUGACGUCCCGGAAGAGCGCCCCCGUACUCAACCAGAUCUUUGAGGAGGGGGAGUCGGACGACGACUUCUCCACCAACGAGGGGCUGCCCCCCAAACUCAGCCGACUUAAGAUGAACAUGGGCGGGACCGUGAGCUCGGGGGCCGCCACGUCCCCGGGGGCCACACAGAAGCGCUUCCACCGACGCAAGAGCCAAGGCAGGGGGUCGUCCUGCUCCAGCUCCGAGACCAGCGACGACGACUCGGAGAGCCACCGCAGGCGGAUGGAUAAAGACUCCGGCUUCGGAUACAGCUGGAACCGAAGAGACAGCAGCGAGGGCCCCCCCGGCAGCGAGGGUGGGAAUGGAGGAGGGAGCAGCUCGGGACAGGGAGGGGGCUUCUCUGGCUUUGACCAGGGGGGUCCGCCUGGCUCAGGUGGAGAUGGUGCAGGAGAGGGUAAUGGAGCAGGAGGAGGAGGUGGGACUGGAGGGGGGGCGAGUGGAGGACACAGCAGCCCCUCUACAUGUUGUAAUAACUGCAGCAGCGCCGAGCCCCCCCCCAGCCCUGUGUCUCAGGUCUUUUGCAUGGGGGGGCGGGGCGCCGCUCUGGUGGAGAGUCUGAAGCUGAUGAGCCUGUGCCUCAGCUCCCAGAUGCAGCAGCGCUGCGGGGGGCGUGGGGGCGGAGUCACACUGGUCAUAGACCCCAGCAGGGUGACAAUCCAGAAGCCAGCCCUCCCCACAACCAACCUUGUAUGCUCCCCGACCAUUCGGCCCCCCCCUCACAAAACAGCAGGCGCCUCAGACUCUCACAAGCUGACAGCCCUGAAAAACGGAGUAUUGCAGCUUCCGCUGUGUGACGCCACCAUCUCCGUGAAGAUCCGGCGCGGCGGGGGCUCCACCGACAGCCUGCUCUGCAGCGCCGCUCGAGUCAGCUGCUGUCAGGUGGUCUGAGGCGGCCCCCCCUGCUCCGAGUGGGCUUAGCGUGUUUGAGCUUUUGACGGCGUUUUGUUUUGUAAUGCACUUUGACUUUCUCCAUGUGAGCCUUUACUUUGAAAAUCCAACCCGUCGCCAUGGAAAUGAUCCUGGGACGCUGGAACGAGAGCGUUGCAGUUAUCACGACGACACACAGAAACUUCUCCUUGCUUUCCGGCGCUGUGGCUCAAAAACUGAGAGCGUCUGAGAAAACGAGGGAAGAAGAAUAAAUGUCUGACAGUUUGUGACAGAAAAACUAACGUGGAUCAAAAUCCUGCAGAAUCCAUUGGAUCACACAGCAGCACAUUCAGAGAGGAGGAGCAGGAGAGACCGAUCCAUAUGUGUGUGUGUGCAUGUGUGUGUGUGUGGUGGUGGUGGGGGUGGGGGGGGGGGCUGCAUUCUGCUGGAACAGGAGCGUUAAAGCAAAGUGGCGUGUUCACACCUGUACUGUACUCUGAUCAUGAACCUCUGUGUCAUUCUGCUUUUAUUACCUAUGGCCGUUUUCGGGAGCAAAUCACUGAAGGAUUCCCUUUAUAACGAACCCCCCCCCCCCCCAGGCCGUGGUGCAGGGGCCUGGUACCAGGGUUCCUGGUGUCAAACUUUAGGCCUUCCUGCUGGUUUUUCCCCCAAAUCCUGCUGUAUCUGCUGUCGAUCACCUGGAUCAGGUGUGUUUAGCCAAUAAGGAGCCUCAAAGGCAGGUUGGUUGGAUGGAAAAUGUGUUGGACGACGGCCCCCCAGGCCUGGAUUCUGACAACCCUACAGCCUCCCUCCACGUGCAGCAGCUGACAGGCAGAACCCGUUCUAAGAAAAGCUCCAGAAAAGGAUGUUUCCAAAAUAAAAACAGGGUUUCUAUGGAAACAUGUUUGCAUUGGCCACCCCAGUCGGGUUUACAGAACUGGGGGGGGGGGUAUGCUUACAGGGGACACACACACACUCCUUAAAAUGAAGAGCAUCAGUGUUCAUUCAGGACCCAGAAGAAGUGACAGGAUUCAGAUGUGUGUUUGGUUUGUGUGUCUGUUUUGGGGGAGAGGGGGGGUGAAGCUCUGAGAGAAAUCCAGGAAAACGUGGACAGAUCUUUUUUUUUUUCCCUUUAGGGGUGUGUAAAUAGUUGUACAUAAGGUGCUGGUUUUGUCCUUCAGGGCUCUGUUCAGGUUUCCAGGUGAUCUCUACUGUGGUGGAAUGUUUCACGUGUGUCAACUAUAAAAUCCAAACCGUAAAGUGGAGCACGGCAGAACCUGUCCGGGAGCAGGAGUGUCCUGGUUUGACAGACGUCCAGCUCUCGCCUGCAGAAAUGUUUCUGGACCAAAAACAACAGAAGAUGAAGAUGGUGUGAAUUCCGUAGAUGUCUGUAUAUUUAUCUAAGCUCAUGUCAAGAGAAUAAAGCUGAAAGCGUCUCCUCUCACGGGG